AUGGUGUGUCCUGACGUGGGUGGUGAACAAAUAAGUUCAAUAGGACGAGGCCUCUGUGUGCUGCUGGGCAUUUCUUUGGAAGAUACGCAAAGAGAGCUGGAGCACAUGGUUCGGAAGAUCUUGAACUUGAGAGUAUUUGAAGAUGAAAGUGGGAAGCACUGGUCCAAAAGUGUGAUGGAUAAACAGUAUGAAGUGUUGUGUGUGAGCCAAUUUACUCUCCAGUGCAUCCUGAAAGGAAACAAGCCCGACUACCACAUGGCAAUGCCCACAGAGCAGGCGGAGUGUUUUUAUAACAACUUCCUAGAACAGCUAAGAAAAGCCUACAAACCAGAGCUUAUUAAAGAUGGCAAGUUUGGUGCCUACAUGCAGGUACACAUCCAGAACGAUGGUCCUGUAACAAUAGAACUGGAGUCCCCGGCUGCCACUGUUGACCCUAAACAGCUGACAAAACUUGAAAAACAGCAACAAAGAAAAGAGAAGACCAGAACCAAGGUUCCGUCUGAGUCAAGUAGAGAAAGAAAUGCCCCCCGUAACAAGGAUGACCCCAGCGCAAGCAGUGGAGCAGAAGGAGAUGUGUCUUCAGAAAGAGAGCCUUAGCUCAUCUGAAGCAGGCCUCAGUUUCUUGUACCGGAUUCUUGAAGAGAGACCCAACAGACAUUCACCUCAGCACCACUCUUCAAUGACUUUGGAAAAGGAUGGAAAAUGGGAAAACAGAUUUAAGACAUUAGAAACCUAAAUCAUUAUGUAUUGAAACAACCAAAGCAAUGCUAUCAGAAAUCAGUUGUUGAUGUGUAGUAUCAGUAGUAAAAAGGACUUGUAACAUUUUUGUGUAUGUGUUUUCACAUGACUGCUGAGUAAAGGGUGACUGUAGGCAGAUUGUAGCAGAGUGUUCACUCUCAGUACAUAAGCUCCAUUUCAAAAAUGAAUCAGGGUUUUUCCUUAAAGUUACACUUGAAUUCUGAAAAUUAUCCAAGCAGGCUUGUAUUUUGAUUCUCACUCUAUGGUGUCAUGUGCUACCUGUUUCCAUGGCAGCGUGUAGAUCUGUGUAUAUUUUGGUAUAUUGUUUGCUGCUACGUAACACCAAGUUAGGCAGUCCAGUCUUUCUGCAUGGAUUAAGUUGUUAAAAGGAAAGAUCAGCCGCUUGUCGUUUAUCUUGUGGAACACAUCUGUCUUGUAAACUUUUUUAAAAACAGAAAAGACUUUAUUAAACAAAUGAUGCGAGCUGA
Messenger RNA from Charadrius vociferus (killdeer), 1226 nucleotides. It is a transcript of the gene DTD1, whose product is annotated as D-tyrosyl-tRNA deacylase 1. The record is from RefSeq and is a predicted model, not a curated record. Gene Ontology annotation, biological process: tRNA metabolic process. Lineage: Eukaryota; Metazoa; Chordata; Aves; Charadriiformes; Charadriidae. The coding region runs from base 1 to 597 and encodes 198 amino acids. Gene Ontology annotation, molecular function: D-tyrosyl-tRNA(Tyr) deacylase activity. Gene Ontology annotation, cellular component: cytoplasm. The transcript is spliced from 6 exons.